This is a messenger RNA of Colletotrichum navitas, 2133 nucleotides long. RefSeq lists its product as uncharacterized. The record is from RefSeq and is a predicted model, not a curated record. NCBI's taxonomy places the organism in Eukaryota, Fungi, Ascomycota, Sordariomycetes, Glomerellales, Glomerellaceae. The transcript has 2 exons. Gene Ontology annotation, molecular function: protein binding. The coding region runs from base 1 to 2133 and encodes 710 amino acids.
AUGGGCGAUGAUGCGGGCCGCAAACCGCUGUCAGCAAGAAUUCGGGACGCUCCUGCCUCCCCAGUCAGAGUAAACUUUCAGGCCGACAACUGGGCCCAGCCUUCGAAUGCGAAUAUUGAAUCGGCGCAGCCCUACCGGGCAGAAUUUUCUACGGCCGAUCGCUCCCAAGAACGAAAUGCCCCGACCCAUUCCCAGCAGUCCGCUGGACGAGAAAUGCUCCCCCCUCUCAAGACUUCGUCCUCCUACACUGCCGAACCCAACCUUCUGAGUCCUGCGAAUUCGCUUUCGCCCACUAAAAGCGGCCGCGAGCAAGCUCCCCGGCCGAUACAGGAAAUACAAGGGUCGGAUAGCUUCAGCGCCCACAGCCCAUCUCGAGUGCAAGAUGGUAACCGCCAUAGUCGAGAGUCGGGCACCAGCGAUUCCAGCAACGCCCAACAACAAGCAUCGGCAGAAUCGUCUGCGACGACGAGUGCAAGCUCCGUUUCCGGUGGCCUUAAUGAGUCGGCCGAGUACAAGGACGAUGAGUCUCCCGAGAGCUCCGUCGUCGACAGCAACAUGCCAGAGAACCACUCCGUUCCCAUGUUCCAGUAUUACCACCACCAAGAGUAUCCUCCACCCGUGUCAAGUGUUCCUCAAGAGCUUGAUGCCCGUCGGUCAUCCUCGAACCCCAGCCUGAAUGCUGACGGAACUUCCGUCAACCGUCACUUAACACCUACUGGGUUCACCAGGAGAAGCUCGAUGCCGCGGCCGUCGUCGGCCUACUCGGCAAUCUCGGAUUAUACACCGAGAGGGCGCUCACCGGGUCUGAUGUCUGGGGGAUCCCAUUUGCGCAGCCCGUCCGGUGCUCGCAGGUCUCCAGAAACUAGGCCGGCUUCAUAUGCAGAGCUGUUGAAUGUGCCAUACCCGCAACCCGCACCAGCUCCCAUUAGCUUCGACAACAACCAGCUAAGGAAUGCUGUUGGCAACAAUGCAUCGCUCCUUGGUGCGCAGAAGACUCUUGAGAUGUAUCGCCAGAACGUGAAGAAGACCAACGACUUCUCCAUCCAGUACUCCUUUGCCGUCUUCCUCAUCUCCACUGCACAGGAUCAAGGCCUCGACCCUAGCGAAGCAGCACCGCGCAAGGGAAGCCCGAACCCCAAGGACGCCUCGACGUCGACUCCCUCUGACCUCCUCCGGGAAGCGAAGGGUAUUCUUCAGAAGCUUGCUAGUGGCGGGUACCCCUUUGCCCAAUACUACCUCGCCGAUGGAUAUGCCUCUGGUCUGUUUAGUAAGGGAAAGGAGGACUACAACCAGGCAUUCCCUCUCUUCGUCCUCGCCGCAAAGCAUGGUCAUGCUGAGUCCGCGUACCGUACUGCACUAUGCUACGAGUUCGGAUGGGGAUGCCGCAAGGACCCUGCGAAGGCAGUCCAAUUUUUGCGCAUGUCUGCAUCGAAGCGUCACCCUGGCGCCAUGUCCCGGCUUGGCAAGGCUUGUCUUUCAGGCGACUUAGGCGAGAAGCGAUACCGCGAAGGUAUCAAGUGGAUGAAACUGGCCGCCGAGGCGGCCGACUCCGUCUACAGCGCAGCCCCCUACCAGUUGGGGUGCUUGUAUGAGACAGGAUACGGCGAUGACAUUUUCAAGGACGAGGUCUAUGCAGCGGAGUUGUUCACCGCCGCGGCAGAGCUAGGCCAUCCCGAAGCCAACUUCCGCAUGGGAGAGGCAUACGAACACGGCAAGCUCAGCUGUCCUCGGGAUCCCGCGCUGAGUGUGCACUUUUACACAGGUGCCGCUGAGCGUGGGCACGCUGGAGCCAUGAUGGGACUUUGUGCAUGGUAUAUGGUUGGUGCUGAGCCAAUACUGGAGAAAGAUGAGGAGGAGGCCUACGAAUGGGCGCGCCGUUCGGCGGAGAUGGGAUACGUCAAGGCGCAAUACGCCGUAGGCUACUUCACGGAAAUGGGCAUCGGCUGCCGGCGCGACAUGCUCGAGGCCAACGUUUGGUACGUCAAGGCAGCCGAUGCAGGCGACGAGCGUGCGAAACAGCGGCUGGCUAUCAUCCAGGCGGCUGUUAGCGGUGGCACACCUAUGGAAGUCGCACCGCCUCGCGGCGGGAAGAUUAAGAAAAGCGGCGAUGACAAGGACUGCGUAGUGAUGUGA